GGUCUGCGGCGGGCCCAGGGCGAAGCGUCCAGGGCGAAGCGUCGGAAAGAGCUGUUCCUGUGUCACUCUUUUCUCGGGGCACUUUCCGGCUCUGCGGGGUGAACGUUCUAGGUGCAGGAGAAACUGGAACGAUCUGGUCAUUUACCGAAAUCUGCUGAAGCAAAACCCUGAGCCCUCGCGUCCACCUAUACCAUCCUGGGCGGAAAGGCUGGUCUGAGGGUAUGGGAUGGCAAACAGGUUAGCAGAAAGGCCUCUGAGAGGGAGCUGGGGAUUUGGCUGUUCCGUGCCCCACCUGGCAGCCUAGGACUCUCCUCCUGGGCCCCCUACACCAUGGACCCCCCGGGGUACAACUGCUUUGUGGACAGAGACAAGAUGGACGCUGCCGUGCAGGACCUGGGCCCCAAGGAGCUGAGCUGCACCGAGCUGCAGGAGCUGAAGCAGCUGGCUCGCCAGGGCUACUGGGCCCACAGCUACGCCCUACGGGGCAAGGUGUACCAGCGCCUGAUCCGGGACAUCCCCUGCCGCACCGUCACGCCGGAUGCCAGCGUGUACAGUGACAUUGUGGGCAAGAUCGUGGGCAAGCACAGCACCAGCAGCCUGCCCUUGCCCGAGUUCGUGGACAACACGCAGGUGCCCAGCUACUGCCUGAACCCACGCGGCGAGGGUGCUGUGCGCAAGAUCCUGCUGUGCAUCGCCAACCAGUUCCCGGACGUGUCCUUCUGCCCCGCGCUGCCGGCCGUGGUGGCCCUGCUACUCCACUACAGUGCAGACGAGGCCCAGUGCUUCGAGAGCGCCUGCCGCGUCCUGGCCUGCAACGACCCCAGCAGGAAGCUUGUGGACCAGAGCUUCCUGGCCUUCGAGUCUUCCUGCAUGACCUUCGGGGACCUGGUGAACAAGUACUGCCAGGCGGCCCACAAGCUGAUGGUGGCCGUGUCCGAGGACGUCCUGCAGGUCUACGCGGACUGGCAGCGCUGGCUGUUCGGGGAGCUGCCCCUCAGCUACUUCGCCCGCGUCUUCGACGUCUUCCUGGUGGAGGGGUACAAGGUGUUGUACCGCGUGGCGCUGGCCAUCCUCAAGUUCUUCCACAAGGUAAGAGCCGGGCAGCCGCUGGAGUCAGACAGCGUGAAGCAGGACAUCCGCGCCUUCGUCAGGGACAUCGCCAAGACCGUGUCUCCAGAGAAGCUGCUGGAGAAGGCGUUCGCCAUCCGCCUCUUCUCCCGGAAGGAGAUCCAGCUCCUGCAGAUGGCCAACGAGAAAGCUCUGAAGCAGAAGGGCAUCACCGUCAAGCAGAAGAGUGUUUCACUCUCUAAAAGGCAGUUUGUGCACUUGGCCGUGCACGCAGAGAACUUCCACUCAGAGAUUGUCAGCGUGAAGGAGAUGAGAGACAUCUGGUCUUGGGUCCCCGAGCGCUUCGCCCUCUGCCAGCCCCUUCUGCUCUUCUCGUCCCUGCAGCACGGGUACAGCCUGACCAGGUUCUAUUUCCAGUGUGAAGGACAUGAGCCCACCCUCCUGCUCAUCAAGACCACGCAAAAGGAGGUGUGUGGGGCUUACCUGUCAACAGACUGGAGUGAGAGAAACAAGUUUGGAGGCAAAGUGGGCUUCUUUGGGACUGGAGAGUGCUUCGUGUUUCGGCUCCAGCCUGAGGUCCAGCGCUACGAGUGGGUGGUCAUCAAACACCCAGAGCUGACCAAGCCCAUGUCCUUGGAGGUCCCUGCUGCCCUGUCCCCACCCUGCCGCCCUGUGUCCUCCGACCCUGCUGACCGCCUCUCACCCUUCUUGGCUGCACGUCACUUCAACCUGCCCUCCAAGACGGAGUCCAUGUUCAUGGCUGGGGGCAACGACUGUCUCAUCAUAGGUGGAGGGGGCGGCCAGGCGCUCUACAUCGAUGGGGACCUGAAUCGGGGCCGCACUGGCCACUGCGACACUUUCAACAACCAGCCCCUCUGCUCUGAGAACUUCCUCAUCGCGGCUGUGGAGGCCUGGGGCUUCCAAGACCCUGACACUCAGUGACAGGCCUGCACAGACGGUGACUGAGCCGUCACCGUGGGGUGGGGGUGGGGCAGGGGCCAGGCCCCCCUUCAGGGGGAGGCAGUAAGUGAGGACCCCCCGUGCUGUGGGCAGCGUCGAGGUGCAGCAGGGGCUCUGGAUCUGGGCGGGCCAGGGGAUGCCGGGACCUCAGUUGGCUGGGCCUGUCCCUGCUCACACCUGCUCACACCUGCUGCUGCCUCGAGCUUGGGCUCAGGCCCCAGUUGUCCUCUGUGGAGGCAUCUGGUGCCAGGGCCUAGAGGGGCCACGUCUUGCAGGCCUGAGUCUCAGUCCCUUGGUGCAGGGGUGGGGACAGGAAAGGCAGAAGGAACCUUCCACCAAAUGUGGGGCCAUGGCGCCCCCUGCUGGUGCCUCAACGCUGCUCCCGAGCAGAGUCCCGCGGCCACCAUGGGUCCUGCGGGUAGGCGGCCACCUGGCCAGUGGCUGGCGCUGGCAGCUCCCCAGAAGAGACAGGCAUCCUGGGGACUGCUCCUUGGCCAUGUCCCCCUCCUGCUCCCCCUACCACAGCAGGAGCACCUGCCGGGGGCUUCUAACCCCAUGCCCUCCUCCCCGUGCUGGCCUCCUGUGGCUGCCUCUCGGACAGUAACUGCAGGGAGAGAGGGGAGGACGGGAUGUGUGCUGAGCUCUGGGCCCCUCCUGAGAGAGGGCUGAGCACCAGUAUGAUGGAGGGCUGGAGGGGACAUCGUGGCUUCUUGUGUUUCAGAGCCUGAGGCUUCUGCUGGGCCCCACUGUAGGUCCAUGCCCUAAGAGUCCACCAGGUUGGCCCAGGAUGGCCCAGGGAGGGGCCCUCUGCAGCUGACCCCAAACCAGCCAGCUCCAUAUCCAGGAGAAGCCUGGACCCGCAGGAACUUCUUCAGCCCUCCUCCUCUCUGUCCUGGGCCACCUCCGCUCCCCGACAGUCUCUGCAGUGUCCCCAGGCUCCUGUCCAGACUGCUUAGCGUGGCAUGCUCAUCUUCGUCCGUCCCCACGCGCCCCAGGUUGCUAGGUUUGCCUCCCGCCCAGAUCCCUGCCACGCGCUCCUUCACACACCCCUCUGCAUCCCUCACACAGCCCUGUAGUUGGCCACGUAACAUGGUUUUCUUGUGCCACCUCUGCCCCUUUCCCUGCCCGGCCUGGCCCCACACAAGCCCUGCAGACUGUAGGUGCCACGUGAAGACUUAUCGGGGAGUGGCCUCCUACCUCGUGACCUCCCUCAGCUGGUCCUGAGGGCCUGGGCACCCGGGGGAGGAGGGGAAGCCGACAGACACCCAAGCAGCCACGUGGGGCUGUGGCAGCCUGGGCCACAGGUGCCAGGGGUCCUGCCCCCAGCCUGGGCCCCACGUGGCUGCAGCCAGCACCUCAGUGUCCCCGUGUGCCAUGCCUCUGCUGUCUCCAACUCGCUUGUUACUCCUGUGAGGCAUUGGCUGUCCCCUGCCCACCUACUCCAGUCUCUUCUGAGCUGGGCCACCAUGGUGCAGGAGGAAGGACCAGAAGCCCGGUGUGGCAUUGGGCAAGCCACCGAUCUGUUUCUCCAACUGUAAAAUGGGGCCAGUCAUCGUGCUCUGCUGUCCCCGUGGGACUAUUGAGAGGCUCUGAGGGGGACAGUGUGAGUCCCUAGUGAGAGGAGAGGUGCUGGGAGGCAGUGUCACUGCUCACCUCCCCCCCACUGCCACCCUUGCCCCCCCUCCUCUGAGCCCCCACAGCCCUCUGUUGUAGCGCCCACUUUGGUGUUCAUUAAACACAGUCUCGUUACAUGAA
Molecule: messenger RNA, 3783 nt
Organism: Leptonychotes weddellii (Weddell seal)
Lineage: Eukaryota; Metazoa; Chordata; Mammalia; Carnivora; Phocidae
Gene: TBC1D24
Product: TBC1 domain family member 24
Source: RefSeq, a predicted model, not a curated record